UUCCUUUCCGAACCUCCUCUCUCAAUUUUUGCAGAAACCCACAAACCCUAAAACUCUCUCUCUCUCUCUCUCUCAGAAACACACACUCACACACCAGCUCUCUCUCUCUCUCUGUAUUCAUGUACAUUUAUACGUAUGUGAGCCCUUUCUCGCUAAUUUUAAGCUUUUCAUGUCUCCUAGAAACGACGACGUCUGGCACUGUCUUCUUGUCCGAGAACAAACCCUAGACUUCGUCUUACUGUCUUCUCCGAAACGGCUCCGAUUCGAGCUUAAUGGGUCAAGCUGUGACUUUUGUCUGAGCUUCUUGACCUGCUCACAUUGCCAAUAUGACUGAUCGCCAGGUGUUUAAUUUUGGAUCAUUCACUGAAGAGGAGAUCAAAUCCUUGCAAAAACAGCCUGCAAAAAAUACUAUAGACAUUACAUUUGGUUCUUUGGAUGCUGCAACUUUACGAUCUGUUGGCAUUUUCAACACUCAGCUGACAGAGCCUGAUUGCUCUAAGGAAUUACCCUCAGUGAAGUUAGUUUCUAAACAAAAUGAUGAAAAGCCUCUUUGCAUUGUGGAAAAUCCUACAAGGUCAGGUCCCAUAAAUGCGGAGGCAAAUGGAAACACCUCCAAAGUAAAUUCUGGCCAAUACAUUAGUGCAGGAUACUCGAAACCGAGUCAAGGAGAGGAAGCUUUUAGUUCUGAAAGUAUAUCAAAUUUGUCUAACCAUUCAAAUUUGAAGCAGCAUGUCCGGGGGAAUGCAACUCCGUUGUCUACCUCUUCAUUAUCAGGAGGGGAUGAGCAACCGGGUUCCAAGGGUAAUGUUAACGGGGUUUCAAAUGGACCUGCUGUAGCUGCUAGGCAAUUGCUACCUCGAGGAUUAAUCAAUCUGGGGAAUCUAUGCUUCUUGAAUGCAACUCUCCAGGCACUUCUGUCAUGUUCUCCAUUUGUUCAACUAUUGCAGGAGCUAAGAUGUCGUGAUAUACCUGAGAUUGGUUACCCGGCAUUACGUGCAUUUGUUGAGUUUAUCUCUGACUUUGACAUACCUCCUAAUUCAAGCACAAGAAGAGAGUUGGAGGUUUUGGAAGCUGGUCAGCCUUUUCGCCCUCUCAUGUUUGAGUCCAUCUUAAAAGUGUUCACUCCAGACAUUCCUAAUUGUCUUUCAGGCAGACCAAGGCAAGAAGAUGCUCAAGAGUUUCUUAGUUUUGUCAUGCAUCAGAUGCAUGAUGAAUUACUAAAACUUGAUGGACUAGUUUCAAAUGGCGAUGGUUUAAACACUUCUUUGGUAUCAUCUGUUGAGGAGGAUAAUGAUGAUGAUCACUGGGAGACAGUUGGCCGAAAGAACAAAACUGCAAUUACAAGAACACAGAGCUUUGUUCCAUCAAAAUUAAGCGCUAUUUUUGGAGGUCAACUCCAAAGUGUUGUGAAGGCAAGAGGUAGUAAGGCAUCAGCUACUAUACAACCAUUUCUUUUACUCCACCUUAAUAUCUGUCCAGAUCCUGUCUGUACCAUACAAGAUGCACUAAAAUUGUUUUCUGCUCCAGAGGCCCUUGAAGGUUAUCGAACCUCUGCAGUUGGAAAGUCUCAGGCCGAGGUGGUUAAUGCUAGCAAAUCAGUUAAAAUUCUGGGGCUCUCAAAGAUAAUGGUAUUGCACUUGAUGCGAUUCAGCUACGAGGGCCAGAAAAGUACAAAAUUGCGUAAGCCUAUACACUUCCCAUUGGAGCUUGUUCUUGGGCGUGAAUUGCUUGUCUCUACUUCUGAGGGUAGAAGAUAUGAACUUGUGGCAACUAUAACUCAUCAUGGUAUGGACCCUUCAAAGGGCCACUAUACUGCAGAUGCCCGCCUUCUCAAUGGAAAGUGGCUACGAUUUGAUGAUCAAUCUGUGACAUCCAUUUCUGAUGAGGAAGUGCUGCACAAUCAAGCGUAUGUUUUAUUCUACUGGCAAUCGUAGUUGGAUGACUGGGAGAUUUUACACCUUGCUACCAGUUUAGUGGGUGAAGAAGCCCUUGUACAUGUACCUUUCAAUAUUGAGGAUGUAAAGCUGAUAUAGAUGUCAAAUUAGUUGAUAACACCAAACAGAAGUUUUUUUCAAGGAAGCCGUUGUCAUUGUUGGAUAGGUAAAAGAGCAGAGGCUGUUAGGAUGGAUGUCAUAACAUACAUUGAAGAAAGAACAUUCCAAUUUGAGGUGAGUCCGAAUAUUAGAAAUUGGUAGUUGAUGACACAUUUGACUCUCUAA
Molecule: messenger RNA, 2219 nt
Organism: Coffea eugenioides
Lineage: Eukaryota; Viridiplantae; Streptophyta; Magnoliopsida; Gentianales; Rubiaceae
Product: ubiquitin carboxyl-terminal hydrolase 24-like
Exons: 7
Coding region: 327-1934 (535 amino acids)
Biological process (GO): protein deubiquitination
Cellular component (GO): nucleus; cytosol
Molecular function (GO): cysteine-type deubiquitinase activity; cysteine-type endopeptidase activity
Source: RefSeq, a predicted model, not a curated record